UGUAGGUGCCUAAAAUCCCUUUCCUUCAGUCGCUAUUUUGUAGAAGCCAGAUUCUUGUGAGAGAUUCCUCUUCACUCUCUUGUUCUUUUGUUUGAUAUCAAUUUCACAGAUGUUAGAAGGGGAAGAUAUACACGCCAACCAUCACACCAUGGUCUGAUGGAAUCAUCCAUUUGAUCACAAAUGGAACAUGAUCAGAUUUUGAACAUGGAAGGAAAAAGUUCCGUUCCCAUUGGAGAGAAACAGUGUUGUGUGUGUGGAAAAGGCUUCAGCCAAUCCUCAGACCUCACAAACCACAAAUGCAGUCACACUGGAGAGAAACUUUGGAAAUGUGACGAUUGUGAGGAGGAAUUCAUGUCUCCAUCUGAGCUGGAGACGCAUCGACGCAGUCACACCAGUAACAGGCCAUUCACCUGUGCAGUGUGUGGGAAAGGAUUCACUCAGUCAUCUAACCUGCUGCAACACCAGCUUGUUCACACUGAGGAAAGACCAUUUCAAUGCCCAGACUGUGGAAAAUGCUUUAAAACCUCCAGGGAUUUGACGUCCCAUCAAUAUGCUCACAUUAAUGAGAGACCUUUUAAAUGUCCAGACUGUGGAAAAUGUUAUAAAACUUCUGGAGACUUGACAUCCCAUCAACAUGCUCAUACUAAUGAGAGACUUUUUAAAUGCCCAGACUGUGGAAAAUACUACAAAACGUCUGGAGACCUGAUGUCCCAUCAACGUGCUCACACAGAGGAGAGACCUUUUAAAUGCCCAAACUGUGGGAUGUGCUAUAAAAGUCCCAGGGACCUGAUGUCCCAUCAACUUGCUCACAGUAAUGAGAGACCCUUUAAAUGUCCAGCAUGUGGAAAAUGCUAUAAAACCUCCAGGGACCUGCUGUCCCACCAACGUGUUCACUCUGAGGAGAAACCGUUCAGGUGCUCUCUCUGUGGGAUAGGGUUCAGGCGAUCAUCUGACCUCAUGGAGCACCAGCAGGUUCACACUGGGAAGAGACCGUUCAGCUGCUCUGAAUGUGGGAGGGGAUUCACUCGGUCAUCCAACCUGCUGAGACACCAGCAAGUUCACACUACGGAGAGAUCUUUUAAAUGCCCAGACUGCGGUAAAUGCUACACAAGCUCCUGGGGACUGACUUGUCAUCAACGUGUUCACACUGAGGAGAGACCGUUUAAAUGCUCAGACUGUGGGAAAUGCUUUAGGAAUUCUGUGGAACUGAAGUCCCAUCAACGUGCUCACACUGAGGAGAGACCUUUUAAAUGCUCAGACUGUGGGAAUCACUAUACAAGUUCCUGGGCACUGUUUUAUCAUCAACGUGUUCAUAUUGAUGAGAGGCCUUUCAAAUGUCUAGUCUGUGGAAAGUUCUAUCGAAGUUCUGUGGAACUAAUGUCCCAUCAACAUGCUCACAUGAUGAGAGACCUUUCAGGUGCUUUCAUUAUGGGAUUGGGUUCAGGCGAUCAUCUUAACUCUCAGUACACUGGUGACUUCACUAUGGGGACAAAGCAUUUACCUUCUCCAUGUGAGAAAAACAAUUAGCUCACUCAUCAACCCUGCUGAGACCACACUGGGGGACAAACCAUUCACCUGAUCCGUGUGAGGGAAGAAAUUCAGUCACUCACUCGACCCUGCUGAGGCAGCACAGAGUUCACACGUCUCAACAGUGAUUGGACUUUGUUCAUCACAUUCAGGACUGAAAGCAAAAUUUUAAUAUUCUGGAUAAAAGUCAAAUAACCAGCUUUGUGUUAAACACAGUGUGGUAGCUCAUUGUAAGGAUGUCAUCACAGAGUACUUGGAAGAGUCAGUACUGCUUCAUCGGGGGAAGUCAAAUCUGUGUUAGAAUUCUUUGAGAAGGUAAUGAGCAACUUAAACAAAGGAGAGCCUGUGGAUGUGAUCUGUUUGGAUUUCCAAAAGGCAUUUGACAAGGUGCCAUAUGCGAAGCUGCUAAAUAAGUGUUUUUCCACACUCCCCAUUUUUGAUGUUCAACUAAUUUCACAGAGUAUUACAAGAUUUGCAAUGAGGAGUCUUGGAACCAAACAUCACUUCAGAAUCUGACAGAAUCGUCCAGCGUAAUGUCACCUGAAUAUCAGUGGAUUUUGAACAUGAAAGGAAAAAGCACCAUUCACAAUGUGGAGAAAUGUUACACGUGUUGUACGUUGGACAAGGCUCUCGCAGAUCAUUUGCCCUGUCAGAACAUAAGUACAGUCCCACUGGGGAGAGGCCAUUUAGCUGUUCCAGGUGUGGCAAAGAAUUCACUCAAUUAUCCAGCAUGCUGAAACCCCAGCAAGCUGAUACAGAGGAGAGACUGUUUAAAGGCCCAGCUUGAGGGAAGUGCUAUGAAAGAUCUGGGGACCUGAUGUUCCAUCAAUGUGUUCAUAGUGGUGAGGAACCAUUCGGGUGCUCUCACUGUGGGGCAUUGUUCAGGUGGUUAUCCCAACACACCGUGACACUGAGAAGAGACUGUUUACCUGGACUGAGUGUGGGAUGAAUUCAACUUGCUGAAACACCAGCGAGUUCAUGAGCAAUGACAGUGUCUGUUUUUCUGCUGUGAACAUAUCCCUGCUUCAGAGAGAUUUUUAAAUCUCUAACACAUAUUAGGGCUGUUUGAAGUGAAUUGGAUUUUGCUGUUAAUCACAUCCAGGGCACAACCAUGUUCAUUGGGAUCUUUUUCUGUUGAUCUGUAUAAAUUCCAGAUGUUAAUAAAGAGAUAAAAAGUACAAUUAUAUCAAGUUUGUUGUAAACACACAGCCUGCUGAAGCUUUCUAAUAUAGAGUCAUAGAGAAGUACAGCACGGAAACAGACCCUUCAGUCCAACUCAUCCAUGCCAA
This is a messenger RNA of Chiloscyllium plagiosum (whitespotted bambooshark), 2816 nucleotides long. The record is from RefSeq and is a predicted model, not a curated record. NCBI's taxonomy places the organism in Eukaryota, Metazoa, Chordata, Chondrichthyes, Orectolobiformes, Hemiscylliidae.